Ilex paraguariensis (yerba mate) is the source of this 363-nucleotide messenger RNA. The record is from the annotation of a GenBank genome assembly. Lineage: Eukaryota; Viridiplantae; Streptophyta; Magnoliopsida; Aquifoliales; Aquifoliaceae.
CAAAGGAGGAGUAGGAAUGCGUUUACCAAAUACUCCGUUUACCAGGCCUUUGAAUGCGUUGAGAGUUUAAUCGCAGAGAUUAUGUUUGCCCAAGCAGCUGCGGACGAUGGCAAGGACUUCAAUUCAAUAACGCGGAUAUGGCUGCUACCUCUUGGCAUGACCGAAGGAGAAGGCAGAGCUUGUGCUCUGCAGGAAGCUAGUAAGACAAGGGUCACCGUAGGGCAUGGUAGUGUUGGCGAGGCUCAGGAGGCCGAGCAGCUGGGUAAACAGUUAGGCAAGAUGAGGGAGGAGACCAGGGAAGCGGGUGCGCUGGGGCAAGCACCGUUGGGUCACGCAAAGAAAGCAAGCUCUGGGCGUGGCUAG